Messenger RNA from Euleptes europaea (tarantolino), 2171 nucleotides. Its product is annotated as radial spoke head protein 6 homolog A-like. Gene Ontology annotation, biological process: cilium movement involved in cell motility; axoneme assembly; cilium assembly. The transcript has 6 exons. Gene Ontology annotation, cellular component: radial spoke; axoneme. The coding region runs from base 1 to 2163 and encodes 720 amino acids. NCBI's taxonomy places the organism in Eukaryota, Metazoa, Chordata, Lepidosauria, Squamata, Sphaerodactylidae. The record is from RefSeq and is a predicted model, not a curated record.
AUGGCAGAGCCACCUGGCGAACAGCCGGCGGAGGAAGAGAAGCCCGAGCCCCCGAGCCCAGAGCCCCCCAGGCAACCCAGCGUCCCCUCCAGCAAAUCCCUCCAAGGCCUCGCAAGGCAGUCCAGCCAUGUCAUCCGCCGGCAGACCAGCAGCAGUGAGCGAGGCCCACAGCCACACCUGGACCAGGACGGGCAGCCGACCCAGGUCCCCUACCACGAUCAGCAGAUGGGACCGCCUCAGCAAGCAAGAGGCAGCGCCUACCAGACCCAGCAACCAAAGUUAAGUGGCCAAGAGCAAGAACCAAGAGGAUCCAUUUACCAACCUCAGCAGGCAAGAGGGAGCCUUUUCCAAGCCAGGGGGGGUAUGCCUCAAACCCAGGACCAAAGAGGUGGACUUUUUCGGCCACCGGCCGGUGUUCAAGACCCAUCAGGGGGCCCUUCUCAGGAAUUUGUGGGUGGCGUGGACCAAAGAGGCAGCUCCUUUCAAGUGCCUUCAGUCAGAAGCAGCCAGAGUCAGUAUGACCCGGGACAUGGCCCUUACCAAGCUCAUGAGCCUGGGUCUGGCCUCUACCAGCUUGGAUCUGGCAUUUAUGAAGAUCAGGUACCAGAUCCGGGACCCAGAGCAUUGGCAAUUAAGAAUGCAAAGGCUUAUCUCCUGAAAACAAGUAUCAAAUCUGGUGUGAGCUUGUAUGACCAUUUUGCUGAAAUGUUGUCCAAAAUCCUGGAUGAGCAGCCUGACAACCCAGCAGACAUAAUUGAGAACAUCAGCAAAGAUGUAAAGUGUGCUCGUUUCCAGAAGAAAAUGGACACCCUCCGAGACGAAUAUGAGAAAUUGCCAACAUAUGAGCUGGCUGAAAUGUAUAAGGCUCUUUUCCAGAAGACUAGUGGAGAUGGAGGAGAACAAGAAGUGGAAGAAGAAGCACCAGAAACACCUCUGCCCAAUGUAAUGGAGACAGCCUACUAUUUUGAACAAGCUGGAUUUGGUUUGAGCUUGGAAGAAUACUACCACAUAUUCCUUGCCCUCAAACAACUGGUCAUCACACAUUCAAUCCAGACAUGUCGCUUCUGGGGGAAAAUCCUAGGAAUAGAGGCAAACUAUAUUGUAGCUGAAGUUGAGUUUCGUGAGGGAGAGGAGGAAGAAGAGGCAGAGGAGGAAGAAACAGCUGAAGAAGGAUUAAAAGAAGGAAGUGAUAGGGAGGAGGAAGAUGAAGAUGAUGAAGAAAAAGAUGAGCCACCCAAACCCAACUAUAAGCCUCCGCCAACAAUACCAAAAGAAGAUAAUCGGACUGGGGCCAAUAAAUUCACUUAUUUUGUUUGCAAUGAACCAGGCAAGCCCUGGGUGAAAUUACCUCCGGUGACACCUGUGCAGAUCGUGGAUGCCAGAAAAAUCAAGAAGUUCUUCACUGGAAAGCUAGAUGCUCCCAUUGUGAGUUACCCACCUUUCCCAGGCAAUGAGUCCAAUUACCUGCGUGCCCAGAUUGCCCGCAUUUCAGCCGCUACCCAGGUCAGCCCACUGGGAUUUUUUCAGUUUGGAGAAGAAGAAGGAGAUGAAGAGGAGGAGGGAGGAGCUGGAAGAGACUCCUAUGAAGAAAAUCCAGACUUUGAACCCAUUUCUGUGGUAGAGUUGGUGGAUUCUCUCUCCAACUGGGUGCACCAUGUACAGAAUAUUCUAAUGCAGGGACGCUGUACAUGGGUCAAUCCCAAUCAGAAAGUAGAGGAAGAAGAGGAGGAGGACGAGGAAGAGGAGAAAGAAGAUCAAGAAGAGACCCAGCAAGAAGUAGGACCUCCACUUCUCACCCCACUCUCUGAAGAUGCAGAUAUUCAGAAUGUCACUCCAUGGUCAACUGAGGCCUCUACAAGCUUGGUUCCCCAAUACGCGGUUGCAGUUCUGCAGUCCAACUUGUGGCCUGGAGCAUAUUCCUUUGCUACUGGCAGGAGAUUUGAUAACAUCUAUAUUGGUUGGGGUCUUAAAUACAGUCCAGAAAAUUUCACCCCUGUGGAGCUACCACAAGUGCAGACCGAGUACCCCAGCGGACCAGAAAUCACAGAAGCAGCUGAUCCAACUGUGGAAGAAGAGCAGGCGCUCAAGGCUGCCCAGGAGGAGGCUUUGGCUGCAGAAGAGGAGGAAGAGGAAGAGGAGGAAGAUGAGGAUGAGGAUGAUUAAACUGUAAA